AUGGCAUACCAUAGCGAGACCAACGGCGUUACAACCAGCGCGACCAAGAGCACGCCCAAUGGAACCAGCAACAGCGCUGGUGUCACGUCUGACGGGGUCCCUGAACCAACUGCCCAUGCCGGCGACUCCCAAAGUCUGAAAGAUGCGAGCACAGUACUGAACCCUCUGCCAGCAUACACACCCAGAAAGCUCCGUGUCGUCACGAUUGGUGCUGGCUAUUCGGGUCUCACGCUGGCCCACAAGUUCCAGCACCAACACCCCGACCUCGCCGAUAUGAUCGACCACACGAUCUACGAAGCGAGGUCCGAGCUGGGCGGCACUUGGCUGGUAAACACCUACCCGGGCGUUGUCUGCGAUGUUCCGUCGCACAUCUAUGCAUUUCCGUUUGACCCCAACCCGAGCUGGACUCGGUUCUUCUCCACCGGACCUGAAAUCUGGGAAUACAUGAAGAAGACGGCUAAGAAAUGGAAUCUCGAGCGGGACGUCAAGUACAACCAUCGCGUCACGGGUGCGUAUUGGCAAGAAGAUCGCGGUCAGUGGCGGGUGAUGGUCGAGCAUAACGGCGCUGUUGUAGAGGACUAUGCGGACAUCUUAAUAUCAGCGCAAGGUUUCCUGAACAACUGGAAGUGGCCGUCGAUUCCUGGACUGUCGCAAUUUACAGGUAAGAAGGUCCAUUCGGCCAACUGGGACCACGAAUACGACUACAGCAACAAAAGAAUUGCCGUGAUCGGCAACGGUUCAUCUGGAAUACAGAUCCUACCCCAAUUGGCCAAACUGCCUGGCACGAAGGUGACGAGUUUCCAACGCGGGCCUACAUGGGUGGUCAGCACCAUGAACCCGGCUUCCCUGCUGGGUAAGGACGACCCGGCAUAUAACCCGGCGUACACCGAGGAAGAGAAGCAAGAGUUCCUGAACAACCCCAAGAAACACCAUGAAUAUCGCAAAAAGAUAAUACACAACAUCAACGACAGUUUCAAAAUGUUUUUGAAAGGUUCGGAGCUCAAUCGGCAGAUCUAUGAGCUGGCUCGUACACAGAUGACGAGCAAAUUACAAAACGACCCGAGACUAUGCGAGUUACUGAUCCCGAAGUGGGAGCUGGGCUGUCGGAGGAUCACACCCGGCGAAGGCUAUCUCGAAUGCUUCUUGCGCGACAACGUCGAGCUCACUCAAAGCCCCAUCACGCACAUCGAUGCCGACAGCGUCGUCACCGCCGACGGGAAGACGUACAAAGUGGAUGUUGUUGUCUGUGCCACGGGAUUCGACGUCUCCUACCGUCCUCAGUAUCCCAUCGUUGGUCGCGACUCGGUGAAUCUCGCAGACAAAUGGGCCGAGGAGCCUUCGUCCUACCUCUCACUCGCGUCGGCCGACAUGCCCAACUACUUCAUGUUCACGGGGCCGAACGCACUGAUCGGCCACGGCUCUCUGAUGGAGAGUCUCGGCUGGAGUGCCGAGUACAUGAUCAAGUGGAUGCGGAAGAUCGCCUCGGAGGACAUCAAAGCCGUCGUGCCCAAGCAGAGCGCCGUGGACGAGUUUAUUCUCUAUUCAGACCAGAUCCACAAGACGCUGACCUGGACCGGGGCCUGUCGGAGCUGGUACAAGAACAACACCGUCGACGGCCGCGUGACGGCCACCUUUGCCGGCAGCGCGUUGGUCUUCAAGCGGCUCAUCCAAGACCUGCGGCCCGAAGACUUUGAGAUUGUGACUAGAGACAAGAACCGCUUUCGAUUCUUGGGCAACGGGUUCUUGGAGUAUGAGUUGCAAAGUGGAAACGACCUGGCUUGGUACGUAGAAAGGUAG
Fonsecaea nubica is the source of this 1797-nucleotide messenger RNA. RefSeq lists its product as hypothetical. The transcript has 5 exons. Gene Ontology annotation, molecular function: N,N-dimethylaniline monooxygenase activity; flavin adenine dinucleotide binding; NADP binding. Bases 1 to 1797 code for a protein of 598 amino acids. The record is from RefSeq and is a predicted model, not a curated record. Lineage: Eukaryota; Fungi; Ascomycota; Eurotiomycetes; Chaetothyriales; Herpotrichiellaceae.